This is a messenger RNA of Cicer arietinum (chickpea), 5070 nucleotides long. RefSeq names its product mediator of RNA polymerase II transcription subunit 16-like. Lineage: Eukaryota; Viridiplantae; Streptophyta; Magnoliopsida; Fabales; Fabaceae. Gene Ontology annotation, cellular component: mediator complex. The record is from RefSeq and is a predicted model, not a curated record. Gene Ontology annotation, biological process: regulation of DNA-templated transcription.
ACAAACCCUAAACAUCAAAUUAAAAAGUCCCCUCUUUUUUAAUUAACAAUAAUAAUAUGAAAAAGACUAAUCUGUAACUUUUCUCUUCAUCUGUCACCUUCAAUUGCGACUUUUGAUUCCACCACUUGCAAGGAACCACCCAUUUCUUCUCCAUUCUCUUCUACAUUCUAUUGCCUUAAAUAUAUAUAUUAUUCAGUGACAGAAUUAUGAAUCAAAUAAAGGAGGAUUUUGAUGGCGAAGAACUUUCAUUUUCAAAUUCAAAUUCAAAGAAUGAAGCAACAGUCACAGUGAGUGUUCCUAAAGAAGAAGACGAAGCAGAAGAAGAAGAAGAAGAAGAAGAGGAUCCAAUGGAGUAUCCAAUGGAAGUAGACGAACAAGAUUCAGUGUCACUCUCCCCCGCCACCGUUUUCCGGAUUCGUCUCAGACAACCUACCUCCAAUUUACUUCACAAGAUGCCUCUUCCUGAAAUUUGUCGCAAUUUCAGUGCUGUUUCUUGGUGCGGAAAACUUAAUGCUAUAGCUUGUGCUUCUGAAACAUGUGCUAGAAUUCCAAGGUCAACUGUAAAUCCACCAUUUUGGAUUCCUAUACAUAUUGUGAUCCCAGAGAGGCCAACUGAAUCUGCGGUGUUCAAUGUCAUAGCAGAUUCUCCUCGUGAUUCCGUCCAGUUUAUUGAAUGGUCCCCUGCCUGCUGUCCCCGUGCAUUAUUGAUAUCAAAUUUCCAUGGGAGGGUAACUAUUUGGACUCAACCAUCUCAAGGGCCAGCUAAUCUUGUAGUUGACAGUAGCUGCUGGCUACAAGAGCAUGAGUGGCGGCAAGAUAUUGCAGUUGCUACAAAGUGGCUAUCAGGGGUGUCUCUGUAUAGGUGGCUUUCAUCAAAAUCAAGUGCUCCUUCCAAUUCGAAGUCAAUAUUUGAGGAAAAGUUUAUUUCACAACAAUCUCAAACUUCAGCUAGAUGGCCCAAUUUUCUCUGUGUCUGUUCUGUAUUCUCAUCAGGCUCUGUUCAACUUCAUUGGUCCCAAUGGCCUCCCAGUCAGAAUGCAACACCACCCAAAUGGUUUUACACUAGUAAAGGACUAUUGGGCUGUGGGCCCAGUGGCAUUAUGGCUGGUGAUGCUAUCAUUACAGAAAGUGGUGCCAUGCAUGUGGCCGGAGUGCCAAUUGUGAAUCCUUCUACCAUUGUUGUAUGGGAGGUUAUGCCUGGGCCUGGAAAUGGUUUUCAAUUAACUCCAAAGAUAAGUAUUAAUAAUGGUGUCCCACCUCUUAGCCCACCCAACUGGAGCGGUUUUGCACCUUUAGCUGCAUAUUUAUUUAGUUGGCAAGAUUAUCUUUUAUCUGCAGAAAAGCAAGGGAGAAACCAAACAGACCAAAACCUUGGUGAAUCUAUACCACUUCACUGCUCACCGGUUUCAAAUUUUUCAGCAUAUGUGAGUCCUGAAGCCGCAGCUCAAUCUGCAGCAACCACCACCUGGGGUUCUGGUGUAACGGCAGUAGCCUUUGAUCCGACUUGUGGUGGUUCUGUGAUAGCUGUUGUGAUAGUUGAGGGGCAGUACAUGUCCCCUUCUGAUCCAGAUGAGGGUCCAUCAAUCACAGGGUGGAGGGUGCAACGCUGGGAAUCAUCUUUUCAGCAUGUCGUCCUCCAUCCAAUAUUUGGAAACCCUACUUCAAGUAUGGGUGGAAAGCCUCCUAUGCAAACUAUUUGGCAGUCCAAAGUGGACAUGAGUAUUCCACCAACAAAUGAUUUCAAGAGUCGUCAAACACCUCCAAUUGGAAUGAGUGCUAAUGUGCAAAAGGCAUCUGAAUCUGGUGCUGAUAAGUCAAAAGGGGUCAAUUUUGAUCCUUUUGAUCUUCCAAGUGAUAUUAGAACACUCGCACGGGUUGUUUACUCAGCUCAUGGUGGUGAAAUUGCGAUUGCUUUUCUUCGGGGUGGCGUCCACAUAUUUUCUGGUUUAAAUUUUGCACCUGUAGCCAAUUAUCAGAUUAAUGUUGGAUCUGCAAUUGCUGCUCCUGCUUUUUCUUCAACAAGCUGCUGUUCAGCUUCUGUUUGGCAUGACGCAAGCAAGGAUCAUACCAUAUUGAAAAUAAUCCGGGUUCUUCCUCCUGCUAUUCCAAUUGGUCAAGUGAAAGCAAACUCAUCAAUUUGGGAACGUGCAAUUGCUGAAAGGUUCUGGUGGAGCCUUUUGGUUGGGGUUGAUUGGUGGGAUGCUGUGGGUUGUACACAGAGUGCUGCUGAGGAUGGUAUUGUUUCACUUAACAGUGUGAUUGCAAUAUUAGAUGCGGAUUUCCAUUCACUUCCUACUGCUCAGCACAGACAACAGUAUUGUCCUAGUCUAGACAGGAUAAAGUGUAGGCUACUUGAAGGAUCAAAUGCUCAAGAGGUCAGGGCAAUGGUUCUGGAUAUGCAAGCUAGGUUGUUGUUGGAUAUGCUCGGGAAGGGAAUUGAAUCUGCUUUGAUAAACCCUUCAGCUUUAGUGCCUGAUCCAUGGCAGGUAUCUGGUGAGACAUUAUCCAACAUUGAUCCUGAAGCAGUGUCUGUUGAACCUGCAUUAAUUCCGUGUAUUCAGGCUUAUGUUGAUUCAGUUCUUGAUCUGGCCUCACAUUUUAUCACACGGUUGCGGCGUUAUGCAAGUUUUUGUCGUACAUUGGCAAGUCAUGCUGUGACUGCGGGGACUGGAAGCAACCGAAGUAUGGUUGCCAGUCCUUCCCAAAAUUCUACAACUCCUGCAACAAGUCAGGGAGGUGAAAAUGGGACAACCAGUUCUAGUGGAAACACACAGAUGAAAGCUUGGGUACAAGGGGCUAUUGCCAAGAUUAGCAGCACUUCUGAUGGAGUGUCCAACCUAACUCCUAAUCCCCCCAUCAGUGGUCCUUCAUCCCUUAUGCCAAUAAGCAUUAAUACAGGAACCUUUCCUGGAACACCUGCAGUUCGACUAAUUGGGGACUGUCAUUUCCUUCAUAGAUUAUGCCAACUUUUGCUCUUCUGCUUUUUCUUUCGACGAUCACAACUUCCCCGCUAUAUGAGUAGUGCACAGAGAACUGCUGAUACAAAUUCACAAAAGCCACAUCCUAAUGCUUCUGUUCCUUGCAAGAUGGAGGAAGUUGCAAAACCAGUGUCAAGUGGGGUUAGGUCAGAUGACAGUCAGACAGGUCGAGUUGGUCAGCCUGUGAAUGGGUCAAAAGGAGGUGAAGAACCAUCUCCAGGGCGUUCAAGACUUGGUACUGGAAAUGCAGGCCAAGGGUAUACUUUUGAAGAGGUCAAGGUACUUUUUCUAGUACUUAUGGAUCUAUGUCGCCGAACAUCUGGGCUGCAACACCCCUUGCCAGUUUCUCAGGUGGGGAGUAGCAACAUUCAGGUUCGGCUGCAUUAUAUUGACGGGAACUACACUGUACUGCCAGAGGUUGUUGAAGCAUCCCUUGGCCCACAUAUGCAGAACAUGCCUCGUCCUAGAGGUGCUGAUGCUGCUGGUCUUCUACUUCGUGAGCUAGAACUCCACCCUCCAGCAGAAGAGUGGCAUCGACGUAAUACAUUUGGUGGACCUUGGACUGAUCCAAAUGAUGAGGAUUGUGCAAAUGAUUCACCAAAACUAGUUAGUUUAAAUCCACUUGAUUCCAGUUCGUUGGAAAAUAGUGAUGUCUAUUAUGCAGCCAAUGGCUUGUGGCCAAGGAAGCGCAGGUUGUCUGAGCGAGAUGCAGCUUUUGGGUUGAACACUUCAGUGGGUCUGGGAGCUUAUCUUGGUAUAAUGGGAUCCCGAAGAGAUGUUGUUACUACACUAUGGAAGACCGGCCUUGAAGGGGUCUGGUACAAGUGCAUAAGAUGUCUAAGGCAGACUUGUGCUUUUGCUUCCCCUGGUUCCACCAACCUUCCUAAUCAAAAUGACCGGGAAAUUUGGUGGGUCAGCCGCUGGGCAUACGGCUGUCCAAUGUGUGGUGGAAGAUGGGCUAGAGUUGUAUAGCUGGCUCCGAACAACAAUUGUUGUUCUUGGUUGAGGGAAGAAAUGCAUAUAAGUGUGGCCAACUGUAGAAACUGGAUGUGUUGAUGAAAUGCUGACGGGAAUGGUACAGGGAAGAAGAGAUGUAGAUUUAUUUGAUUUCUUGUUCUACUGAUCACCUUGUUGGGUUCCAACUAUUCUAAAGUAAUUCAUUCAUAUCUCUAUUUUUGGUAAUCAUGAUACCUAGUCAACCCUAAUUAGUUGGAUAAGGCUUGGAUAUUACUGUUGUUGUAUGAAUCAUGAUACCACCAAAAUUAGGUCUUAUCCAUGUAGUGUUUAUAAGUUGCUUCUUGCAGGUAUAUGGUAAUUUGUUAAGGAUUUUUAAACUGUAAAUUACUUGAGUGCACCAUAUCAUACAAGGCAUAUGAACAACCAAGCAAUUAUAAUUUAUAUGUUUGUUUAUAUGAACCUUAUCACUCUCUGUCUUUGUCAUCCAAUCCUCAAAAAUUGAAUAUUUCUAACUUAUCCUGAUCUCUUGCAGCUUUUUAUGGGUAUUGAUAAUUUUUUUGCUAAUUGCAACCUAAUUUAGUCGGAGGAUGUUGACAGUUUCAUCUGCAUUUUUUCACCACUCAAGCCACACUACCUUAUCUAAUCAGCCAUGUCUUCAGAUGGUGACCAUCAUAUGCCUCUAGGCUAAGAUUCUCGAACCAAACGUGCAUGAUCAUCAAAAGACUUCUAGUUCAAUCACUCCAUUGGACUCAAAUGCAAAGUUCUAUAGAUGAAUUCAGUAACAGGUGGUUUAAGCUAUGUGGUGUAUGGGUAAACUUGUUGCCUUCAUUGGAGCAAAAAAUAGGUGCAGCUUUAGUUGUAUCAUCAAGAAAUUUCAUUGCAAUUGAACUCUUCAAUACAUUGUCUUGUUGCUGCAAUAUAUUUCUGUAACUGCUUGAUAGUCAGUCAGUCAUCACAUGCUGGUGGUUUACAUCAUUUACAACUUUUCAAAUUUCACUUAUAGUAAAUGGAUCCACAGUUCUACUAACAUGUGUUUUCUGAGUAGAAGGAAGUGUUGUGUAUGCCUCUAUCCUAUCCUAUGUACUGCAAGCUUUAUUAAUUAUUAAUUGACAGACAACAUACUUCAUUUUGUAAA